This is a messenger RNA of Pogona vitticeps (central bearded dragon), 1950 nucleotides long. NCBI's taxonomy places the organism in Eukaryota, Metazoa, Chordata, Lepidosauria, Squamata, Agamidae. The record is from RefSeq and is a predicted model, not a curated record.
AUGUCUGAUGAGAUAAGAAAACUUGCAUAUCAACCGCCACCUGAGACAGACCUUACCCGUUGGCGACUGAGCUGUGCAAAAGGACGGCAGAAAUGGUACUAUGUGCCAGAAGGGGAAGAAUGUGACCGCGAGCAGAGUGCCCUUGAGGCUUACUACUUGAAUUUGGACACCAGUAAAUUUUUCCCUGACUUGCCCAAAUCCAGGACAGCUCAAGAAGCUCUGCUGAAAGGGAUCAACGUCUUCUCACAUCUACAAGCAGAUGAAGGCUUCUGGCCUGGAGAGUGUGCUGGUAUCCUCACUAUUACACCAGCUAUCUUGUUUGCAUGCUAUGCUGCCAAGAUCUCACUGCCCGAAGCAGUCAAUAAAGAGCUAUUGCGCUAUAUACUCUCAAAACAACUUCCAGAUGGCGGCUGGGGUAGCCAUCUCAAAGAAGAUUCCACAAUCAGUGGAACGGUCUUCAACUAUAUCGCUAUGCGCAUGCUUGGGCUUGGACCUGACCACCCAGAUAUAGUGCGGGCCCGCAUCUGUCUCCAUAAGAAAGGUGGUGCUAUUGGAAUUGUCUACUAUGGUAAAAUUUGGCUGGCUGUUUUGAAUUUGUACAGCUGGGAGGGAUUAAAUGCACAGAUGCCAGAAUUAUGGCUCUUACCCUCUUGGAUGCCAGGUCAUCCUACCACAUAUUGGUGCCAUACUCGCCAAAUCUCUCUUCUGCUGACAUUCUGUUAUGCGAAACGUAUUACUGUGGAAGAAGACGAUUUGAUCCGGAGUUUAAGACAGGAACUCUAUGUGGAGGACUUCUGCGGCAUUAAUUGGCCAGCCCUGAAAAACUUUGUUACUGAAUCUGAUGCUGAGACUCCACAAUCAUGGAUAAUGACUGCUUUUUAUGGAUUAUUCAAUUUCUAUGAAAAAUAUCACUUCACCAGUUUCAGAAAGAAAGCGCUUGCGGAGAUGUAUGAUCUUAUCAAGUCAGAUGACAUAUUCACAAACUUUAUCAAUUCUAGCCUGGUCUUAGUACCUCAGACAUGGAACACAACGUUUGCUGUUCAAAGCUUCCUUGAGGCUGGUAUUCAGAACAACCCUGAAUAUGAAUCCUGUCUUAAGAAAGCCAAUGCGUACCUGAAAUCCUCACAGAUACUAGAUAAUCCGCCCAACUACCAGAGAUACUAUCGCCAAAUGAAUAAGGGAGGAUUCCCUUUCAGCAACCCAGAUAAUGGCUGGAUAAUCUGUGACGGCACUGGAGAAGCAAUAAAGACAUUGAUGUUGCUGGAGGAAAAAUGCCCGUUCAUAGAAGAACAUGUGGAGCCUCAGCAGUUCUUUGAUGCUGUCAAUGCGAUGCUGGACAUGAGAAAUGCUAAUGGAGGUUUUGCUCCCUAUGAAGCCAUGCAUGGAAACUACCUAUUGUCACUCAUGAACUCUGGAGAUAUGUAUAGCGAUUAUAUACUAGAUCGUGCCUGUGUUGAAUGUACGUCAUCAGUUAUGCAAGGAUUAAAAUAUUUCCAGAAGAGAUUUCCAGAUCAUCGUGCAGAUGAAAUCAGUGAUACUCUCAAUAAGGGUUUGCAGUUUUGUCGUAAUACGCAAAGAGGAGAUGGCGGCUGGUAUGGGACAUGGGGUCUGUGUUUCACAUACGGCACCUGGUUUGCACUGGAAGCAUUUGCAUGUAUGGGAUACACUUAUCAUGGUCGCAUGGCAUGUGAGGAGGUGACCAAGGCUUGUGAGUUCUUAGUCUCCAAACAAAUGGCAGACGGUGGUUGGGGAGAGGAAUUUGAAUCCUUCAGACAUCACAAAUAUAUUCAGCAUACCAUAUCCCAGAUCCACCAUACUGCCUGGGCUCUACUGGGACUGAUGGCUGCUAGAUAUCCUGAUGUUCGUGUCCUGGAAAGGGGGAUCAAGGCUGUGAUCGACAAGCAGACAACCAUUGGGGAUUGGCCUCGGGUGUGUUACAGGUUUUAUUGA